Molecule: messenger RNA, 520 nt
Organism: Sitophilus oryzae (rice weevil)
Lineage: Eukaryota; Metazoa; Arthropoda; Insecta; Coleoptera; Curculionidae
Exons: 3
Coding region: 102-428 (108 amino acids)
Source: RefSeq, a predicted model, not a curated record
AUAAUCCGUUUAAUCAGUAGAUCUAAUAAACAUCUAUAAAAGUAAUCUACUGUUUUAUCCGGUAGUAAGUUAUUGAUGUUUUGUGUAGCAAGAUCACGGAUAUGCAUAUCCUAACGGUAUUUUGGAUUUUUUGUGCAGUGUUCCUUAUGGUGGCUUCUUUACCAGCUCCUCUAAGCACUAAAACUGAAAAGGAUAUUUCAACCGGUAUUUCGGACAAUGUUAUAACAAAGGAUACAAGAACAUGUAUUCCCACUCCAUGGGGUUGUGUUGAUAUUAAUGAUCCAGCAGUUCGUCCAAAUAAACAACAGGUUAUGACAAAAGAUUCAAAAACAUGUAUACCAACACCAUGGGGUUGUCUCAAUCCGAACGAUCCUGCAGUUCGGCCUCAACUGAAGAAGAUUGAAAGUGAUAAUUUAAUAAACCAAUAGCAAUACAUUAGGUUAUAAUAAUAUGUUAUGAUUAAAAUAUAUUAGUAUAAAGUAAUUAAUAUGCAUUAGAAUUAUUAAAGCGACUGAUGAAU